Mytilus trossulus (common blue mussel) is the source of this 2502-nucleotide messenger RNA. Its product is annotated as toll-like receptor 3. Gene Ontology annotation, molecular function: protein binding; transmembrane signaling receptor activity. NCBI's taxonomy places the organism in Eukaryota, Metazoa, Mollusca, Bivalvia, Mytilida, Mytilidae. Gene Ontology annotation, biological process: immune response; inflammatory response; toll-like receptor signaling pathway. Gene Ontology annotation, cellular component: plasma membrane. The record is from RefSeq and is a predicted model, not a curated record. Bases 1 to 2502 code for a protein of 833 amino acids. The transcript has a single exon.
AUGUACAAAAGAAGUAUUUUGCUAUUUGUUUCAAAUGUUUGUUUGAUUUUUAUAAUUGCAACUAAGAACCAAUGCACAAUGCACACAAAUUCUUAUGGAUCUAACGUUACAAAUUGUUCAUAUGAGAACCUGACACAAGUACCGAAGAAUCUAUCUCACGAUAUCAACAUUCUAAUUCUUGACAAUAACAAAAUACGGAAGAUUGAAAAUGAUGCUUUCAGUAAUUUAAAACAAUUAAUUGAACUGACAAUUAACAACAAUUCAUUAGAAAGCUUGGAAUCUAAAGCUUUUAUAGGAUUGACAUCAUUGAUUACACUUAAGAUGUCUCGUAACAAUCUGGACUUUCUAGCAUAUACACCGAUCUUGUUUAGCUUUAUAGCUAAUAUAUCAGUGCUUGAUAUCAGAAGGAACAUGAACUUUUCAAAUAAUGCAAAACUGCUGACCAAUUAUCCAGACAAAGCACUUGGAGUACUUGUAAACUUAGAAACCCUUGCUAUUGAUCUUGGACCAAUACCUGUAUUUGGAGAAGGGUUCAAGAAGAUGGGUAAACUUAAGGUAUUGGAAUUCGAUAAUUGUAAAGUAGAGGUAUUGAAUUAUUCAACAUUCAUAAAUUUUAACUGGAGUAUUGAAUAUUUGCAUAUGAAUAGAUGUCAACAGUUUGUUAAAGUAGAGCCGGACACCCUAAAACCUUUUCCAAAUCUCAAAGUGUUAGAUUUGUCGGAUACUUACGUGCAUCCAAUACAGGCUUUCCAGUUUCUAAAACCUUUAGCAAAUAGUUCCAUGGAAAUGAUAAACUUUCAUCAUGUAAAUGAUGAAUCGAUUACAAACCACAGUGCAUAUAGCUUUGAAGUAAAUAUUACGAAGGAGUUGGUAAGGUAUAUACAAACAAUUUGUGUAGAAGUUCUUGAUAUUUCUAAAAACAACAUAGUAGAUUUUGAAAAUGGUUCACUUCUUACAUUCAAUCGACCUGAAUGUCUUCUGAAUAUUUCACUAUCUGAGAACCGAUUUUCAUUAUUUCAUGCACAUCGGCUUGAAAAUAUCAAACAGUUUUUCAAUAGUGCUCAAAACCUUACAAAAUUCGAGUACUCGUAUAUACCUUUGAGUUUUAUCAAUUAUCCACCUAUUGCAGUGAACAAUCUGACUAAUAUCACCGAAGAACGAGUUAUAACAUUACCCUCUUCAAUAAAAGUAGUGCAUAUGAGCCAUGUUUUACACAGCGGGCAACCAGUCUUGUGGAAAAUACCACCGAAUGCGAGUAUAUAUCGAUUUGAUGUGUCUUUCUGUGUAACCGUCGAUCAGGCAACCGCAUCAAACGGUUCUGUAAUAGAGUAUCUUGAUGUAACGGGAGUCGAUUCAAGAGUAGUUUUCGAUAAAAUACAACUGUAUCCGUUAUUUAAACUUGAAAUACUUGUAAUGAGGAGCACACGUUUGUAUAUUACAAUCAAAAAUCAGAAAAACAUUUUUACGUUUGUAUCAGGAACUGAAAAAUUAGAUAUUUCAGAUAACUUUUUGUGGAAAUUGCCUUCUGACAUAUUUGAAAAUAUGACUAGACUGACAAUCUUGAAUUUGUCAAACAAUCUUUUCAGAGCCGUUCCACUUGCUAUUACAAGGAUACCAAAUCUCAAAGAACUCGAUUUGAGAAAUAACCUUCUAACCAAUAUCAAUAGUACAUUUCAAGAAUUGUUCGAUGUUUUGUAUGCAAAACAUGGAGUGUUUAAGCUCCAUUUAGACUACAACGCAUUUGUUUGCGAUUGUACAAACUACGACUUCAUCCGCUGGCUUCAUAAAAUGAAGAAAACCAAUUUCAUAUUCGACAACAAUGGUUACAAAUGCCUUUUACACAAUUCAUCACUAACUAACACAAGUACUGCUGCUUCACAUUUUAAUGAACUUUUUGCUGGAUGUAACAACGGUAUGUGGCUUAAAGCAGGGAUAGCUCUAAUUGUUACAUUUAUUGCAAUGUUUUUUCCUUUUACACUUUUAUACAGUUUUAGAUGGCGAAUUUCAUUUUAUCUCUACAAACGUUUUAGACACACAUUAGAAAAAGGUAUCGAUGUAAAGUUCAAGUAUGAUGUUUUCGUGUAUUAUUCUGAAAGUGAUCUGUCAUGGAUUAAGUAUAUACUGAUGCCUGAGUUAGAGAGAAAAUGGGGAUUGAAAAUGUGCAUAGAACAUAGAGAUUUCCCAGUAGGGAGGCCUAUAGCUGACACAUUCGCUGAGUGCAUUGAACAAAGCAGACAUAUUAUAUUUCUUGUGACGUCUUCCUUUAAGAAUGAUAUAUGGGGACAAUACGCAGUUGAGCGGGCAAAAUAUCAUCACUUCUCACAGAAUUUACAAAAGAUUAUCGUCAUAACCAAAGGAAUAAAUACGGAGGAAAUUCCACACGAAUUAGCUGUUUUGUGGAAGGACCUUGCCUUUAUUGCAUGGCCGAAUGUCAACGAAAAAGAACUUGAGAACGUUUGGAACAAGCUUAAAUUGUGGUUAUUCCUCAAUCAUUCGAAUUAA